AUGAACAUACGGUUUUGGAUCAACAGCAAGUCAUGGCAUUAUGAUUGUGGAUGUAUACCAAAUGAAAAUGGUGAUCUUAUGCAUUUUUCUACUACAAAUAUUCCUAUAAUUACUGUGCCUACCGUAUACGUCACUUAUUUUUCUACAUUCGGUGCUCUGGCAUGGCAUUUGUUAUUAUAUCCAAAUUCAGUUCAGCAACUGAAUGCACCCAUUUUAUCUUCGACAGCUAUUGAUUCGGAUGGAGAAGCUCGUUUUCGAAUUGCUGGCACUUCUGUGCGUACACGUACUUGUCAUUUUGUUCGAGCACGUCUUCUAGCUACAAUGUCGUUCUUAUCAAUAAAUUCUAAUCGCAAUGAUGGACGUCUAUUACUAAAUCGAUGUUUUGAACAAUUUGCAUUCUUAACUGCUGAAAAUCAAUCGGGCUGGAUUAAACAAAUUUAUUCAGCAUUAGAAGAUGUUCGCGAAGCAGAAGAAGAAUUUCAAAACGUAGUAUUUUAUCAUGUUCAUGGCAAAUUAGGAGAGCAUAACGCUUAUAUACAUCAAUUGCUUUUGCAACCAAAUAUUCAUAAAUGA
Didymodactylos carnosus is the source of this 573-nucleotide messenger RNA. NCBI's taxonomy places the organism in Eukaryota, Metazoa, Rotifera, Eurotatoria, Philodinida, Philodinidae. The record is from the annotation of a GenBank genome assembly.